AUGGUGAGUUUUAUCGUCUUUGGUGCUUCGGGUCAUUUAGCCCAUCAAAAAACCUUCCCUGCACUCUUCAACCUCUAUGCGAGAAACUGCGUCAACCGUCAGUCCUUUUACGUUGUAGGCUAUGCCAGAAGUAAACUAUCCGAACCAGAUUUUCAAAACUCUCUAAAAGAUUUCAUCAAGCCAGAACAAGAACAAGCAAAACUUUAUGACGAAUUCAUCAGCCGAGUUUCUUACUUUACGGGUCAGUACGACCAGGCAGAUUCUUUCAAAGAAUUUAACAAAUACCUUGAAAACUUAGAAAAGAACACCGAUCAAUCCAAAGGUCUUCGCGUCUUCUAUUUGGCUUUGCCCCCUUCCGCCUACGUCUCUGUAGGUAAUUUCAUUCAUGAUCAUGUUUACCUUCCAGAUGGGAGAACUAGAAUGAUCAUCGAAAAACCAUUUGGUAAAGACUAUGAUUCUUCUAUCAAACUCAAAGAAGAUUUGCAUAAAAAAUGGAGCGAAGACGAAAUCUACCGUAUUGAUCAUUACUUAGCCAAGGACAUGAUCAUCAAUCUGCCUACCCUUCGCUUCGCCAACCCACACAGUUUGGAUGCUUUGCUCAACAACCACCACGUCAAGUCUGUGAACAUUUCUAUGUGGGAAGGCGGUGGUUGUGAUGGUCGUGUGGGCUACUACGACAUCAAUGGUGUUGUUCGAGACGUUCUCCAAAACCAUAUGUCUCAAAUCUUCACCGUGGCCGCUAUGGAUGAACCCAAAUCUGAAAGUCCAGAUGAUGUUCGUUACGAAAAGGUUAAAGUCUUGAAAGCCACUUCGCAUGCAUCCCUAAAAGACUCAAUCUUAGGUCAAUAUGUAUCCGGUAACGGUAAGGGUGGUUAUAAAGAUUUGGAAGGUGUUUCAAAGGAAAGCAAAGCUACCACCUAUGUCGCUACCACACUUUUCGUAGACAAUGAACGUUGGAAGGGCGUUCCUUUUGUAUUUGAUUCUGGAAAAAGCUUGGAGAGAGGAAGAGUUGAAAUCAAAUAUUACUUGAAAGGUAAGGAGUCUGGUAUCUUUACCGAUGUGAAUCAAGACCAUUACAUUUCAUUCAGUGUUCAGCCAAAUCAGGAAGUUGUUUUGACUGCUUUCGCCAACAAGCCCAUGAGUUCAGAACGCACUUGUGUGAAUGCUUCCUUGAAUUUGAACUUCAAAGAGCAAUUCUCGGAAGAGAUGAAAAACAAAAGGGAUGCAUAUGAAAUUUUGUUUGAGGAUGCUAUCAGGGGCGAUCCUACAAAGUUUGUCCGUGACGACGAAGUCGAGUAUGCUUGGCGUAUUUUCGAUGAAAUUUUAGAUUCCCCUAAUGAGCCUUUGCCUUACCCUGCGGGUAGCACUGGCCCUAAAGAAGCUGAGCAGUAUUUGAAAUCUCACUUGAAGCUUAUACAGUGA
Schizosaccharomyces osmophilus is the source of this 1422-nucleotide messenger RNA. Its product is annotated as glucose-6-phosphate 1-dehydrogenase. NCBI's taxonomy places the organism in Eukaryota, Fungi, Ascomycota, Schizosaccharomycetes, Schizosaccharomycetales, Schizosaccharomycetaceae. Gene Ontology annotation, cellular component: cytosol. The transcript has a single exon. Gene Ontology annotation, biological process: pentose-phosphate shunt, oxidative branch; glucose metabolic process. Gene Ontology annotation, molecular function: NADP binding; glucose-6-phosphate dehydrogenase activity. The record is from RefSeq and is a predicted model, not a curated record. Bases 1 to 1422 code for a protein of 473 amino acids.